ACUUGCAGUAGAGAGCCAGACUGGUUAGGAGUAUGGCUAAAGUCAGGGUGAGAGUAUCCACCGGGGAGGCCUGUGGGGCUGGCACCUGGGACAAAGUGUCUGUCAGCAUCGUGGGGACCCAGGGAGAGAGUCCGUUAGUGCCUUUGGACCGUCUAGGCAAGGAGUUCACUGCGGGCGCUGAAGAGGACUUCGAGGUGACGCUCCCCCAGGACGUUGGCGCUGUGCUGAUGCUGCGGGUACACAAAGCACCCCCAGAGCUGCCCCUCCCGCUUGGGGCCCGCCCGCCCGACGCCUGGUUCUGCCGCUGGUUCCAGCUGGAGUGGGGGCCCGGGGCUACACUCCACUUCCCGUGCUACCAGUGGCUAGAAGGGGCGGGGGACCUGGUGCUGCAAGAGGGAGCAGCCAAGGUCUCCUCGGAAGACCACCACCCUAAGCUCCAGCUCCAGCGUCACGAAGAGCUGAAGGCCAGGAAGGAGAUGUACAGCUGGAAGACCUACAUUGAAGGCUGGCCUCACUGCCUCGACCAGGUGACUGUGAAAGACUUGGACCUCAAUGUCAAGUACUCCGAAGUCAAGAAUGCCAGAUUCUACUUGAAAGUCUACUCUGCGUUCACAGAGCUGAAAAUCAAAGGAUUCCUGAACCGCACAGGACUCUGGAGGAGUCUGAGGGAAAUGAGAAGGAUGUUUCACUUCCACAAGACUCCUGCAGCAGAGUACGUGCUGGAGCACUGGCAGGAAGACGCCUUCUUUGCCUCCCAGUUUCUAAAUGGCCUCAACCCGGUCCUGAUCCGCCGCUGUCACAGCCUUCCAAAGAACUUCCCAGUCACCGAUGAAAUGGUGGCCCCAGUGCUGGGCCCUGGGACGAGUCUGCAGGCUGAGCUGGAGAAGGGCUCCCUGUUCUUGGUGGAUCAUGGCAUCCUCUCCGGAGUCCAAACCAAUGUCAUCAACGGAAAGCCCCAGUUCUCCGCAGCCCCAAUGACCCUGUUAUACCAGAGCUCAGAGGCUGGGCCCCUGCUCCCCCUCGCCAUCCAGCUCAAACAGACUCCCGGGCCUGACAACCCCAUCUUCCUGCCCAGCGAUGGCAGGUGGGACUGGCUCCUGGCCAAGACCUGGGUGCGCAAUGCCGAGUUUUCCGUCCACGAGGCCCUCACUCAUCUGCUGCACGCGCACCUGCUGCCGGAAGUCUUCGCCCUGGCCACGCUGCGGCAGCUGCCCCGAUGCCACCCUCUCUUCAAGCUGCUGAUCCCCCACAUUCGGUACACACUGCACAUCAACACACUUGCGCGUGAGCUGCUCAUCGCCCCCGGGAAGGUGGUGGACAGGUCCACAGGCCUUGGCACUGGAGGAUUCUCUGAGCUGAUAAAGAGAAACAUGGAGCAGCUGGACUAUUCUGCCCUGUGUCUCCCUGAAGAUAUUCGAGCCCGAGAUGUGGGAGACAUCCCAGGCUACUAUUACCGGGAUGAUGGGAUGCAGAUCUGGGGGGCAAUAAAGAGCUUCGUCUCGGAGAUAGUCAGCAUCUACUACCCAAGCGAUGUGUCUAUUCAAGAGGACGGAGAGCUGCAGGCCUGGGUGAAGGAGAUCUUCUCUGAGGGCUUCCUCAGCCGAGAAAGUUCAGGUGUGCCCUCCUUGUUGGAUACCCGGGAAGCCCUGGUCCAGUACGUCACCAUGGUGAUAUUCACCUGCUCAGCCAAGCACGCAGCUGUGAGUGCAGGCCAGUUUGACUCUUGCGUUUGGAUGCCCAACCUGCCACCAACCAUGCAGCUGCCACCACCCACUUCCAAAGGCCAGGCUCGGCCUGAGGGCUUCAUAGCCACUCUCCCACCAGUCAAUGCCACAUGUGACGUCAUCAUUGCCCUUUGGAUGCUAAGCAAGGAGCCCGGGGACCGAAGGCCUCUUGGCCACUAUCCAGAUGAACACUUCACAGAGGAUGCCCCACGCCGAAGCAUAACUGCCUUCCAGAGACGGCUGGUCCAGAUCUCUAGGGAAAUCGGGGAGCGGAACCGAAGCCUGGCACUGCCCUACAUCUACAUGGACCCUCCCCUCAUUGAGAACAGUGUCUCCAUCUAAAAUCUUGAAGAAGAGGGCCCCAUGUGACAUACAGACCCCUUGAUCAUGUCACUCCAAGCUAAGCGUCACCCAGAGAAAAAGGACUUUCAAAAUAUACAGGUCCUCAUGUGCUUCUCCUAGAUAGCCAAGCCCCAUCCAACUCCCCAGUGAAACACACAAACACAGUGAAUAAAAUCAAAACAGACAAACCUAAACCCCUACAGAAGACAGGACCUCACAGGACAGGGACACCAAAAUAACUGGAGACACCGAGGCUUCAGCUCUGAUUGAGGGCUUUGCUUGUUCACUUAGUUUUGCAUCUAAUUAGCUUGGACCGUAACGGAAGCACAGAAUCCUGUUCCACUGCCCAUAGUCAGUGAGACCUCACAGUCACAGGCUCGGACAGGCUUCUCAGCCAAACAGGAAGCAGCUCAACCAAAACCUACCAAGAGGUCGAUCAUCACCUACAGGCUCACCCUGAAAGUGAAUAUAACACUCAGAAGGGGUUAUUGGAAGUCAGGCAGAAAGAGAAGGAUGGGGUUGAACACAUGGCUCAGUGGUUAAGAGCACUGGCUGCUCUUCCAGAAUACUGGAGUGGCUCACAACCGUGUGUAAUUCCAGUUCUAGGGGACUGCACACCCUUCUCUAGCCUCUGAGGACACCAGGCAUGCAGGCAAAAUAUCCAUAUACAUAAAAAUUAGGUUUGGUUUUUUUGUUUGUUUUUGUUUUUAGGAGAGACGGACAUACUAUCAGGGCCAUUUCUAGCCCACCUCUUCUCAAAGCCCCCCAAAGUGAUCUGUAAAGCAGGCCCCAUUUCCAGAGAAUUAGAAAGACUACAUACCUCUAAUACCUCGUCCUCUAGAGUCCAGCUCCACUCUGGAAUCCCAGUAUUUCAUGUUCACUCUCCAGUUCUGGGUUUUUUGUUUGUUUUUGUUUUUUCUGGCUCAGACUCUGAACAUUCAUUAAAGUAACAAAUGAGUCCUUUUUUAAGUCACCCAAUGAAUUUCAUCUCUUAUA
Molecule: messenger RNA, 3062 nt
Organism: Peromyscus maniculatus bairdii (prairie deer mouse)
Lineage: Eukaryota; Metazoa; Chordata; Mammalia; Rodentia; Cricetidae
Gene: Alox15b
Product: arachidonate 15-lipoxygenase type B
Biological process (GO): lipid oxidation
Molecular function (GO): oxidoreductase activity, acting on single donors with incorporation of molecular oxygen, incorporation of two atoms of oxygen; iron ion binding; protein binding
Source: RefSeq, a predicted model, not a curated record